GCCGGCGCGGAUUAAUGACGCCGCGGCCCCAGCGUGCAGCCGGCCUCGAGUGCGGCUCGCGCUCCCCGGGCCCAACCACUGGGCGCGUGGUUAUUGUCAACAAGGAGAGCACGUCCCAAGAGGCAGCGUAGAAAUCCCAUCGCUGCCCUGAGGAGCUUCAUGGAGUAGAGUCGAAGAGAGAUCUGACUGGGUUUUGCAUGCAUGUGCCUCAUCCGUUUGGGCCCUUUCUCUUCUGCAGUCAUUGCCAGGACCAACAUGGCAGCAGUAAGCAGGAGCCUGAGCUUGUUACGGCGAGAUCUGAUCCAGCGGGUGCUCCCCACAAUCUACAAUCUACACACAACCCCCAGCCAGCACAACUCCAACAGGGCUGCCAUUGCUAACCUACAGAGACAGGUCUACGGCAGGGUCUACCCAGUUCUUGUGGUCAGGCCUGAUGGAUCGACCAUUCACAUCCGCUAUAAGGAGCCGAGGUGGAUUCUGACGCUGCCUGUAGACCUCAGCACUCUUCCUGAUGCUGAAAGAAGAGCCCGGUUAAGGAGACGUGGUCACAGCAAGCACCAAAUCAACCAGGAGAAACUGCUCAAGUAUGACAUUAAUAUGGAUCAGUACAAGAAAUUCUGGAAGAAAAAAUGAGGGCUUGUUUGGAGGAUCUGGGAAGAGGUCUGAGGAUCUGGGACUGCACUGAAGGAGACUUAACACAAUCUUUUAGGGUGAUGGUUUUUACAUGAGUAAAGAUCCUUUACCCCGUAA
Molecule: messenger RNA, 750 nt
Organism: Gavialis gangeticus (Gharial)
Lineage: Eukaryota; Metazoa; Chordata; Crocodylia; Gavialidae
Gene: MRPL55
Product: mitochondrial ribosomal protein L55
Exons: 4
Coding region: 202-633 (143 amino acids)
Biological process (GO): translation
Cellular component (GO): mitochondrial large ribosomal subunit
Molecular function (GO): structural constituent of ribosome
Source: RefSeq, a predicted model, not a curated record